Molecule: messenger RNA, 4257 nt
Organism: Adineta steineri
Lineage: Eukaryota; Metazoa; Rotifera; Eurotatoria; Adinetida; Adinetidae
Source: the annotation of a GenBank genome assembly
AUGGAAAUAGCCAAUAUUGUUUCACUUGAUAUUGAUUCAAUAUUAGAGGUUGAUAAUAUGGAUAGUGACAUGAAUUAUAAUUGCCUUUCAAGUGUGAUGGUGAAAAGUGAAGAGAUAGCCUAUAUUAUUUUCACUAGUGGUUCAACCGGAACACCCAAAGCGGUUCAAGUUCGCCAUAAGAACUUUAUUGAUUGUAUCAAUUCUUUGGUUUAUAUUAACUCAUUUCAUAAAGAUGAUACAGUUGUACAAAUGACACGAUGUUCAUUUGACAUUCAUGUUCAAGAAAUACUUGGUACAUUGUUGAUUGGAGGCUCAUUGAUUAUGCUUCAUCAAGGUGGAACGAUCGAUUUUAGUUAUCUAUCCGAAGUCUUGAAGAAGAAACAAAUCACAUAUCUACAUACUGUACCAAGUUUCCUACACAAUUUUUUCAUUUUUAUUGAACAGAACAAGAGCAUCAAUAAUGUAAAAUAUCUUCGAUCAAUUUGUAGUAUUGGUGAAGCAUUUGUUGUUUCUCUGAUCGACUUGAUUGUGAGAACUGACAUAACCAACUGCAUUGUGUGGAAUUUGUAUGGUCCAGCUGAAACAACUAUAGUUUCUACCUUCUACCAAGUAGAUCUUAUAAAUGAUACACGAAUUGUUUCAAUUGGUAGACCACUUUUUAAUUACCGAUGUAUCAUUAUGAAUCAAUAUUCACAAUCAUCUGCCAUUGACCAAGAAGGUGAACUGUUUAUGGGAGGAGUGGGUGUAUUUGCUGGUUAUCUUGGACGUGAUGAUUUGACAGUAAAAGCUCUUGUUGAAAUAGAUGGUGAACUAUUUUAUCGAACUGGUGAUCUUGUUAGGAUGGACAACAAUGGUCUUCUUUAUUAUCAAGGAAGAAAAGAUCAUCAAAUCAAACUUCAUGGACAACGAAUUGAACUUGGUGAAAUCGAACGAUGUUUACUUAUUAUUACAUCUAUAUCUGCUUGUAUUGUCAUGAAAUGGAAUGAUAAUUACUUAGUUGCUUAUAUUCAAUCGAGUCACAUCAACGAAGAACAACUACGUGAACAUUGUCAAUCUCAUCUUCCACCACAUAUGAUACCAUCAAUAUUUGUUGUACUUGAUAAAUUACCUUUGAAUCAAAAUGGAAAAAUAGAUCGAAAACGUCUACCUUCACAUAAGUUUUCAUCGUCAACCGAUAAUAUUGAUGGUAACGUGCCGCACACUAUUUUAGAAGAACAGUUACAAGAUAUAUUUAGUCAAGCUUUCCAUAUUGAAUCUCCACCUGUUGAAGUUCCUUUUGGUCAACUUGGUGGAACAUCACUGAGUGCUAUUCUUGCACUCACAUUGAUUCGUCAACAGGUAUGCAACAAGGUUGACAUUGGUCUUUUGUUUACUAAUCCAUCUAUUCGACAACUAGCUCGAGCAAUAGAACCUCUAUUAGUUCUUGAAGAGCCACAAGAGACAAUUUCCGUAGUCAAGGAAGUUCAUGAAACACAUGAUCGUCUUGCACCUUCAUUUGCUAUUGAAUCUUUAGGUGUUGCACUUCUUGUUUGCCAGUGGUUGUGUCCAAUCAUGAUAAUUCAUCAAUGGUAUCCACUUCUUUUUCCUAUCUUACCAGUAUUUCAUCUUUUAUUCUAUGUCAUAUGUUCACGUUUAUUAUCACCGCAAAACAUCAAAGAUGACAAUAUUUUCUCUUGGAACUACUAUCGUUGGUGGUUUUUAGAUCGACUAUGGAAUAAUAAUACAUUUUGGCUACAACAUAUACUUGGUACACCUUUUUACAAUUACUAUCUUCGUCUUUGUGGUGCUCGAGUUAGUCUUAAUGCACAUAUUUAUACCACAACCAUGGAUGCUCCAUGGUUGUUAGAUAUUGGUGAUGGAACUUGGAUUGCUGAUAAAACGAAUCUAAACUCUUUAUAUUUCAAUGAUAACGAUACUUUUGCAUUGCAUUCAAUUAAAAUUGGCUGCUAUUGUUCAAUCAGUGCCCGAACUAUUCUUUUUGGUGGAGUUGAUAUGCAGGAUAAUAUCACUGUUCAGCCCAUGUCAUCAUUCACUGGUUUUAUCGCAUCUCGAACGAUUAUCGAUGGUGAUGAACAUAAAUCAGUUUCAUCAGACACUUCAAUCACACAUAGUAACAGAUCACUAUCAAUAUGGCAGAAGAUUUAUCAAGUUAUUACAAUCAUCUCAUUGAUCUGUAUUCACUGUACAUUUUUAGCCAUUAUCUACAAAGUCUGUUCAGUUGAACAAAUACCACUACCUAUUAGUAUUGCUUUUUGCUGGACUUUAUGGUCAAUUAUUUCUUGUUUUGUCACUCUCUUUCUCUUAAAAUUCGUAGUUGGUUCUUGUGCUGCUGGUGAGACAUAUCCAAUUGCAUCAUGGUCACAUUUACAUAAGGUGUGGCCUCGUCAAUUAAUUGUAUCUAGUUUUCAUCAUGCCUGGUCACUACCAACUGGACAUGAUUAUCUUUUCCCUUUUAUUCUCCGUUGGCUAGGUGCUCAAGUUGGAGAUGAUGUCAAACUGGGUAGUAUAGAUACCUUCUUGUGUUAUCCAACAAAUUUAUUAAAACUCGAAACAGGAGUCACUAGUUUUGCUUACGUUUUAUUAGUUCCUACUGAGAUGACACUUGAGGGUGACCAUCGUGUAGAUUGUAUAACACUUGGAUCUCAUACAAAUCUUGCUAAUAUGUGCUCAAUUUUGCCGGGCAGUCACCUUGCAUCUCAUACUAUGAUUGGCAAUUUAACACGUAUAACUCGAGAAACGAAUAGCAGCAACAGAGAUGUUUUCAUUGGUGUUCCAGCUAGUGCUAUGCCAUUUCAAAUGCCCAUUAGAAAAGCGAUGGAUGGUCAAAUUAAAACUACUCCAUUUUGGAAGACAUGUUUUUCUCAUUAUAUUAGCAAAUGUCUUCUCAUAGGCAUUUAUUGGUCAUGUGGUCUUGUUGGUGGACCAAUCAUUCACACAAUCAUUGUUUGCAGUCUCUAUCAAUGGUAUCCAUAUGUAGACAAUGAAAUAAUCAAACAAAUCGCACGAAAACUACAAGUAGAUUACAAAAUUUUUAUUUGUUCAUUUCUUGGCAAUACACAAUGGCUAAUUCGGUUAUUUCGAGCAUAUGGUGCGAAGAUUGGCAAUAAUGUGAUCAUACCUGAUAUUUCGUCUCUUUCUAAUUACCAUGUGGUGACAAUUGGAGAUAAUGUUCAAUUUAAUAUUAAUGCUUAUAUUGUGUGUCACACUUUCGAACAGCGUAUUUUCAAACUAGUUCCUGUUACAGUAGGCAACUCGUGCGUUCUUAUGAGUGGCUCACUUGUAAUGUCGGGUUGUAAAUUAAUGGGUAACAAUCGGCUUUACCCAUUUACACUCGUAAUGAAAAAUGAUCUAUUGCAACCAUACACACAAUGGAAAGGACUUCCUGCACAAUCUUAUGUGGCAAAACCAAUAUUAUCUCGAUCUGUACCCAUUUGUGAUGAUAUCGUCAAAUGUGAACAAAAAUCUAAGAAUUUCGAUCGACUGUCUUUGUGGUAUGAACAAGUUUCAAAUGUCUAUAAGAAUGUCAAUGAACUACAAUUUAUAAAUUGGGGUUAUGCAGAUUUGGACGAACAUAUUGAUGACAAUACUGGUUAUUAUUCGAAGAAACUCUAUCAACAAGUUCUUGCUAAUGUAACACUUACGAAUCAAAAUAUACUUGAAGUGGGUUGUUGUAGAGGUGCUGGUGGUGCCUGGUGUGUUCGUACAUAUGCUCCUCGAUCUUAUAUUGGAAUAGAUCCUUCUCGAGAUAUUAUUAACCUAUGUCAACAAUACUAUUCAACAACUCAUCGACUCUCGUUUGAGAUAGCUGAUCCAAAAACUCAUUUACCAUUUCAAAAUGAGUCAAUGAAUGUUGUUCUCUCAAUUGAAACAACAAAUCUUUUUGAUGAAAUAGAAGCAGUGAAGCGAUUCAUCAAUGAAAUUACUCGUGUGCUUACUCCUAAUGGAUACUUUCUCUGGUGUGGAUUGUGUAAUGUAGAUGGAUCAAGUGUACUGAUUGAUUACUUAACAGCAAAUAAUGCAUUUAUAAUUAAAGAGAAGGUUAAUAUUACAAGAAAUGUUCUUCAUGCUCUUGACAUUCAAAAUAACUCACGUGCUGACUUUAUUGAGCGUUAUAUUCAACCUGCAGAUCAAGAAUAUUGUCGUCUAUUCGCUGGAUUACCUGGCACUCAACUUUAUAAUAAUAUGCAACAAGGGCAUGCAGAAUAUUAUCGAGUUGUAUUCCGCAAGAAGAUAAUAAAAAACACACUUCAUAUUUAA